AUGGCCGCCAAUUACUGGGCAUCGACCCAACGACGACACUGGCUGUUUACGCGUGAGAAGCUGGCGGAGAUCCGCGAAAGCUUCAAGGAGAAAGACAAAGUCGCUCAUUCGCAGUUUCCUUUGCCGGAUCAAAGGUUACUUAAUAUUUAUUUCAGCCAGCAAUUGAUCAAGCUUGGCAAGAGAAUGUCCACGCGACAGCAAGCGCUAGCAACAGCGCAAGUAUACGUCAAACGCUUCUAUACUAAAAAUGAGAUCAGGCACACGAAUCCCUACCUGGUCGUGACCACUGCGUUCUACCUCGCUUGUAAAAUGGAGGAGUGCCCUCAACAUAUUCGCUUUGUUGUCGGAGAAGCGCGGGGCCUCUGGCCAGAAUUCAUUGCCCCAGAUGUAUCAAAGCUGGGCGAGUGCGAAUUUUCUCUCAUCUCCGAGAUGAGCUCGCAGCUCAUCGUCCAUCACCCCUAUCGAACUUUAUCCGAACUCCAGCCGGAGCUAUCGCUUACGUCGGACGAGGUAGCACUUGCAUGGUCUGUGAUCAACGACCACUAUCUAACCGACUUGCCACUUUUGUACCCACCGCAUGUCAUCGCCGUCAUGGCGAUCAUUGUUGCCGUCGUCUUCAAGCCAAGCCAGACCAGUUUUCAUGGUUCGGCCGCACCAUUGGCUGGAGCGAUGCGAGAUGGGGGCUUGAACAUCCUGGCGGCUCUGAGUGAUAAAAACGGCAGUGGUCCUCCGGCGCGGAUUCAGAGGCUAGUCGCAUGGCUAGCUGAGAGUGAGAUCGACAUCAAAGCAGUCAUCGAGUGCACGCAAGAGCUCGUCUCGCUUUACGAAAUAUGGGAGCAGUACAGUGAAAAGCACUGCAAGGAACUGCUGGGUCGCAUGGUCAAAACCAAGAAUCUUGACAAGUGA
Aspergillus aculeatus ATCC 16872 is the source of this 906-nucleotide messenger RNA. RefSeq names its product cyclin-dependent protein serine/threonine kinase regulator SSN8 (gene ssn8). The transcript is spliced from 3 exons. Gene Ontology annotation, cellular component: mediator complex; nucleus. The record is from RefSeq and is a predicted model, not a curated record. Gene Ontology annotation, molecular function: cyclin-dependent protein serine/threonine kinase regulator activity. Bases 1 to 906 code for a protein of 301 amino acids. NCBI's taxonomy places the organism in Eukaryota, Fungi, Ascomycota, Eurotiomycetes, Eurotiales, Aspergillaceae. Gene Ontology annotation, biological process: positive regulation of transcription by RNA polymerase II.